AUGAACUCGCACCGACAUUUGCUCCGUAGCCUCAUCACACCGGCGGUCUUUGGCAUGGCAUGCCGAGGCAGUGAGGAUGAAAUCAAGGAACAGAUCCACCUUUCCAUCCAUCCACAUCACCGGCUUUUAGAAUACAAAGACAGUCAAGGCAAGACCAUGCUCCAGCAUGCUUCCUAUUGCGGUCAAGUUGGAUUGGUGUCCUUCCUCCUGAAGAUGGGUGCCAAUACCCAAUCUCGAGACUCGCAAGGCCUCCAGGCCCUUCAUUAUGCCGCGGCUGUUGGAUCAGUUUCUACGUUGGACCAACUUUUGUCUCUGGAUCAGUCCGUUAAUGGGCGUUCCAAUGCUGGGAACACUGCUCUCAUGUGUGCCGUUCAAUUUGGUCACGCCAAGGCAGUUCGGUUCCUUCUGGAUCAGGGUGCCCAAACGACGCUUCAGAACAAUCGGGGCCAAUCGGCCUUGGAGAUGGCUAUUGUUGGGGACCAAUGUCCAUUGGAAGUUUUGGAUAUGCUUUUGGACGAUCCUGAUUGUCGCGUGGAGAUUAUGGCAAAUGGAGGUCGGUUUCUAAGUUUGGCCGCUCUCACGGAUAACGUGAAGAAAUGUGAGGCUAUGAUUCGAGUUUUGCCGAAAGACUACAAGUUCGACACCCUAGAUGAAUCUGAUAACCCGAUCUUGAGGUUAGCCCAACGAUCUCAAGGAUAUCCCAGAGCCAAUGAACUUGAGAUUGUUCAGAAGAUCGCACAAAAAUUCCCCAAACUCUUACACUUCCUCUAUCAGGAGGGCCUUCAGACACCAAUCAGUGUCAAGAACAGGCUUCACUUUCUUUGUCAAAUCGUUAAAGCAAAUUGA
Tigriopus californicus is the source of this 846-nucleotide messenger RNA. RefSeq names its product ankyrin homolog. Lineage: Eukaryota; Metazoa; Arthropoda; Copepoda; Harpacticoida; Harpacticidae. Gene Ontology annotation, cellular component: cytoplasm. Gene Ontology annotation, molecular function: protein binding; ubiquitin-protein transferase activity. The record is from RefSeq and is a predicted model, not a curated record. Gene Ontology annotation, biological process: protein ubiquitination. Bases 1 to 846 code for a protein of 281 amino acids. The transcript has a single exon.